Molecule: messenger RNA, 1090 nt
Organism: Mugil cephalus (flathead mullet)
Lineage: Eukaryota; Metazoa; Chordata; Actinopteri; Mugiliformes; Mugilidae
Product: glutathione S-transferase Mu 3-like
Exons: 8
Coding region: 124-783 (219 amino acids)
Biological process (GO): glutathione metabolic process
Molecular function (GO): glutathione transferase activity
Source: RefSeq, a predicted model, not a curated record
GAUCCAUUGAUUGUAUAUAAGAGGGGGGGCAGUCUGCGCAGACCGUACCACUUUUCUCUCCGUCUCCGCAGCCGGUCCACUUUUUUUUUUCCUGACACACUCACACUCAAAAACUGCUUCAAAAUGACAAUGACACUGGCCUAUUGGGAUAUCCGCGGGUUUGCCCAGCCUAUCCGCCUCAUGCUGGAGUACACUGGUACCAAGUACGAGGAGAAGUUCUACGUCUGCGGUGAAGCUCCAGACUAUGACAAGAGCUGCUGGUUUGACGUAAAAUUCAAACUGGGCUUGGACUUUCCCAAUCUGCCUUACCUGUUGGAUGGAGACAAGAAGGUCGUGCAGAGCAAUGCCAUCAUGAGAUACAUCGCUCGCAAGAGCAAUUUGUGUGGAGAGACUGAGGAUGAGAAGAUCAGAGUAGACAUCCUGGAGAACCAGGUCGUGGACUUCAGAGGGGGCUUUGUGAGAAUGUGCUACACCGAUGUGGACAAGUUGAAGCCAGGAUACCUUGAGGCGCUGCCAGCUUCCCUGAAGCAGUUCUCAGAUUUCCUGGGAGAGAGGAAGUGGUUUGCCGGUGACAAGAUCACUUUUGUGGACUUCAUGAUCUACGAGGUGUUGGAUCAGCACAGGAUGUUUCAUCCUCCAUGUCUGGAUGAGUUCAAGAACCUCAAAGAUUUCCACCACCGUUUUGAGGCUCUGGAUAAGAUCGCUGCCUACUUGAAGUCAAGCAGAUUCAUCAAAGGUCCGGUCAACAACAGGAUGGCCAAAUGGGGAAACAAGAAGGAGUGAAGAAGAAGUACAUUCCUGCCUUAAAGAAAUAAUGCACAGAACAAAACUUGCCAAGGUUCAAUUGACAUAAUAACGAGUUAAUUUAAGCCUAGAUGAAAAUUGGUCUUUGCUAUUGUCUUUUUUUAUAAGUUGUUAAUGAUGUGAUUGUGUAGGUUUAACACAGUCCAACAUUUCUUUUAGUUUCAGAGCUGUCUAAAGAACAAACUGGCAAUUCUUUUAUACUGAUUUGUACUUUAUUUCUGUUUUCAUCACAUCCUGUAAAAUCAAUCCCAGCUGAUUUAAUAAAAGAAAAGAGAAAUGAUAUAAA